AUGACGACGGUGCUGUACUAUUUGCCACCGUCACCACCCUGCCGGUCGGUGCUGCUGCUCGCCAAGAUGAUCGGUGUCGAGCUGGAGCUGAAGGUGCUGAACGUCACCGAGGGCGAACAGCUGAAGCCGGACUUUGUCGAGCUGAACCCGCAGCACUGCAUACCGACGCUGGACGAUCACGGGCUGGUGCUGUGGGAAAGCCGGGUGAUUCUAUCGUACCUGGUGUCAGUCUACGGCAAGGACGAAUCCCUCUACCCGAAAGACUUUCGCUCGCGCGCCAUCGUCGACCAGCGGCUGCACUUUGAUCUGGGAACGCUCUACCAGCGCGUUGUCGACUACUACUUCCCAACCAUCCAGCUCGGAGCUCACCUGGACCAAACGAAAAAGGCGAAGCUGGCCGAAGCGCUCGGUUGGUUCGACGCCAUGCUGAAGCAGUACCAGUGGUCCGCGGCCAACCACUUUACGAUAGCGGACAUCGCACUGUGCGUCACGGUGUCCCAGAUCGAAGCGUUCCAGUUCGAUCUGCAUCCCUAUCCGCGGGUUCGUGCCUGGUUGCAGAAGUGCAAGGACGAGCUGGAAGGACAUGGUUACAAAGAAAUCAACGAAUCCGGAGCGGAAACACUGGCAGGGCUGUUUCGUUCGAAGCUGAAACAGUAG
Molecule: messenger RNA, 657 nt
Organism: Anopheles nili
Lineage: Eukaryota; Metazoa; Arthropoda; Insecta; Diptera; Culicidae
Gene: GstD11
Product: glutathione S-transferase D7
Exons: 3
Coding region: 1-657 (218 amino acids)
Biological process (GO): glutathione metabolic process
Molecular function (GO): glutathione transferase activity
Source: RefSeq, a predicted model, not a curated record